AUGGCGAGGCUCACGGGGGCCCGGGCCGCGCCGAGCCGGCGCUGGGGCUGCGCCGCCGCCGCCUUCCUCCUCCUCCUCCUCACUGUGCAAGCUGCCCAGCGAGCCGAGCUCAGCGGCGACGCCACGGCCGCCACCAUCAACCACUCGCUGACGCUGCUGCAGCGGCUGCAGGAGCUGCUGCAGAGCGGCAACGGCAGCGACGCGGUGCUGCAGGUGCGCGCGGCGCCCGCCGCCGACGCCAAGGUCUUCCACGUGCACCAGCUGCUGCUGGGCCUGCAGAGCGACGUCUUCGAGGGGCUGCUGCGCAACCAGAGCGUGCUCACCCUGCACGAGCCGCCCGAGAGCGCCGCGCUCUUCGACAAGUUCAUCAGGUACCUGUACUGCGGCGGCGUCUCCAUCCUACUGCACCAAGCCAUCCCCAUGCACCAGCUGGCCACCAAGUACGGCGUGCGGGCGCUGCAGCGCGGCGUGGCCGACUACAUGCGGAGCCACCUGGCCAGCGAGUCGAGCCAGGGCCACGUGGUGGGCUGGUACCAGUACGCGGCGCGCGUGGGCGACCGGGUGCUGCAGGAGAGCUGCCUGCAGUUCCUCGCCUGGAACCUGUCGGCCGUGCUGGCCAGCGCCGAGUGGGCCUCGGUGAGCGCCGAGCUGCUGCUGCUGCUGCUGGAGCGCUCCGACCUGGUGCUGCACAGCGAGCUGGAGCUCUACACGGCCGUGGAGGGCUGGCUGGGCCGGCAGCAGCCCGAGGCGGCCGUGGCGGAGCGCGUGCUGCGCGCCAUCCGCUACCCCAUGAUCGCGCCCGCGCAGCUCUUCCGGCUGCAGGCGCAGUCGGCGGCGCUGGCGCGGCACCGCGCCGCCGUGCACGACCUGCUCUUCCAGGCCUUCCAGUUCCACGCCGCCUCGCCGCUCCACUUCGCCAAGUACUUCGACGUCAACUGCAGCAUGUUCCUGCCGCGCAACUACCUCGCGCCCGCCUGGGGCGCCCAGUGGGUCAUCAACAACCCGGCGCGCGACGACCGCAGCACCAGCUUCCAGACGCAGCUGGGCCCCAGCAGCCACGACGCCGGCAAGAGGGUCACCUGGAACGUGCUCUUCUCGCCGCGCUGGCUGCCCGUCAGCCUGCGCCCCGUCUACUCGGACUCGGUGUCGGGCGCCCUGCAGCCGGCGCGCAUCGAGGACGGCCGCCCCCGGCUCGUCAUCACGCCGGCCACCAGCAGCUCCGACUUCGCCGGCGUCAGCUUCCAGAAGACGGUGCUGGUGGGCGUGCGGCAGCAGGGCCGCCUCCUGCUCAAGCACGCCUACAGCUUCCACCAGAGCUCCGACGAGGUGCCCGACUUCCUGGCGCACGCCGACCUGCAGCGCCGCACCUCCGAGUACCUCAUCGACAACGCCCUGCACCUCCACAUCAUCGUCAAGCCCGUCUACCACGCGCUCAUCAAGGCCAAGAAGUAGUGCCGUGCCCGCGGGGGACACCCCUGCCCACGUC
Messenger RNA from Nothoprocta perdicaria, 1486 nucleotides. It is a transcript of the gene BTBD17, whose product is annotated as BTB domain containing 17. NCBI's taxonomy places the organism in Eukaryota, Metazoa, Chordata, Aves, Tinamiformes, Tinamidae. Gene Ontology annotation, molecular function: protein binding. The transcript has 3 exons. The record is from RefSeq and is a predicted model, not a curated record. Bases 1 to 1452 code for a protein of 483 amino acids.